Molecule: messenger RNA, 2324 nt
Organism: Chelmon rostratus (copperband butterflyfish)
Lineage: Eukaryota; Metazoa; Chordata; Actinopteri; Chaetodontiformes; Chaetodontidae
Product: heparan sulfate glucosamine 3-O-sulfotransferase 2-like
Exons: 2
Coding region: 347-1468 (373 amino acids)
Molecular function (GO): [heparan sulfate]-glucosamine 3-sulfotransferase activity
Source: RefSeq, a predicted model, not a curated record
UUUUCUGUCGCUCAUCCGGUUCGGAGCUGUCAGAGCGCGCGCUCCCUCCGCUUCUCACUCGCGCGCGAUGACCAUGGAGACGUCCAGGAGUUGUUUUGCGCGCAGAGAUGGACGCCUUUCCGCUGAAUGUGCUGUUGAGAUGGGGCGCAGGUGGCUCGUGUUAACGUGUUUCCGCGACGAAGUGAUGGAAGUGUGGACCGCCUACUGACAGGGCGCGCAAGUUGUUCGCUUUUUCUUUCCUGCUUCGGAGGCAGAGGACAGUUCGGCCACUAAAACAACCAGAAAGGACGGAACGUUGAAAAGAAAUCAAUCAAGAAAAUCAUGCACUGUUCGUAUCCAUGGAGAGAUGGCAUGCGUGCUCCUCUUCAGUCGACUUCUUCCCUUCUCUCACCGGCUCACCAGAACAUCCAUAUGCUUACUGUCCCUUUUCAUUUCAUAUCUGUGCUACUGUGCGCUUUUCCCUGCAGACACCAUCAUGCAAAAGUCAGGUGAUCCGACGCCCAGCUGUCAGCGCGUCCUGGCUGAUGGAGCCGAAAGGCGCAUUCAGAAAUCCCUGCCUUGCGUCUACCCGCAGGACGCGCGAGCGAGCAGCGUGGAGGCAUCUCGGCUCAAAACCGACCAAAGACCGGCUUCGACUCUCCACAUAGUCAGGAACGACACGCCCAGCCCUCCCAUGGGCAAUUUAAAGUUUGGAAAUAAAAAGUUACCGAAUGCCAUCAUAGUCGGUGUGAAAAAAGGAGGCACCAGAGCUGUUCUGGAGUUCAUAAGGAUUCACCCCGACGUGCGAGCGGCUGGCACCGAGACGCACUUCUUCGACAGGAACUACGAUCGAGGGCUGGAGUGGUACAGAGGUUUAAUGCCAAGGACUCUUGAAAGCCAAAUCACGAUGGAGAAGACACCGAGCUACUUUGUGACAAAAGAGACGCCGCACCGGAUCUCGGCCAUGUCCCGAGAUACCAAGCUCAUUGUGGUGGUGCGCGACCCCGUCACACGUGCAAUAUCAGAUUACACUCAGACUUUGUCCAAAACCCCUGACCUGCCCAGCUUCCAGGAGCUGGCCUUCAGAAACCAGAGCCUGGGCAUCGUGGACACGUCCUGGAACGCCAUCCGGAUCGGCCUGUACGUCCUGCACCUCGAAAACUGGCUCCGCUACUUCCCCCUGGCUCAGAUCCACUUUGUGAGCGGGGAGCGUCUUAUCACGGACCCGGCGGGGGAGUUGGCUCGGGUGCAAGACUUCCUUGGGUUAAAGCGCAUUGUGACAGACAAACACUUCUACUUCAACCGCACCAAGGGCUUCCCUUGCCUUAAGAAGCCGGAGAGCAGCGGCUCGCCACGCUGCCUGGGCAAGUCCAAGGGCAGAACUCAUGUGCAGAUAGACAGAGAUGCCAUCGAGCAACUGCGAGACUUCUAUAGACCGUACAAUGUCAAGUUUUAUGAAAUGGUGGGUCAUGAUUUCAAGUGGGAGUAGAGGUUUGAGACAUAUUUUUAAAUGGUACAAGAAAGGUUUCUGCAUUCCACAAAUGUUCUUUCAGAAAUGUGCUACGGCGGAUAGCGAACUACCAACAGUCUCUCGACAGUUUUCCAGUGAAACGGCAAGAGCAGUGUUAUUCUUUGAAGUGACACUAAUGAACAGAGCAAAAUCUAGGAUGGCAUUGCUUUUGCACUUGUAAUGAUCUGUUACCAGCCAGCAUCAGCAUCCUGUUUGUUCCUAGAUAUAGGCAUCAUUUCAGCUCCAUGAUCACAGGAUUUCUGUUCCUGUUACUGUGUAUUAUUGCUGACUAGAUCCCCCAUUUGCUGACUGGUUUAUUAAAAACAUGAAAUUCCAUGGAAGGGGGAUUAGUUCCUCUUAAACCUGCUUCACUAAUCAAGGCAGGACUUGAAAGCAAGACCUUGGAAAAUGUCAGUGAAGUCUUCAGGGAGCGCAGAAUUAAGCUGCAGCACUGUGGUGGUAAAUCUGAAAUGUAAAGCCAUAACGCAAGUACGAACCACCUAAUAUCACUUACUGUUGGUCUCAUCAGUUUCUAUACAGGGUGAAAGAUUUUCCCUCUCCUUCCCAGCAUGAAUCGGAUAAGUUAGUAUGUGCCGUAACAUGCAGCACAUCACUUUGUCCUCUGUGCUUUGUUAGAGUGGUCCAUGUUUAUAUAUUUUGUCUAAAAAAAAGUAUUUAAUCACUGCCUUACCCACAUGCUUGUUCAUGAUCUUCAUUAAAUGAAACAGAAGCACAAACACGCUCAUGAAAUGAAUAAUUCUGUCUCAUCUGAAACCUCCACAGUGAUGAAUUUCAGAAAAAAACGCACGUUGAAUCACUUUUUUGAUCCCUUCCU